AUGGAAGCCUCCCCGGCCCCUCCAACAGACGAUGGUGAUACAGUAACGAUAACUUCGGCCCUGGAUCACCCUUUUAUCUAUUUAUUAUUUUCGCUUGCAUAUUUAUUCGUAUUUUUAACGACAAUAUUUGGCAACGUUGUAAUUCUGUGCGUCUUCGCCUCGCAAAGACGAUUACGAUCACUUCCGAAAUUCUUUUUAGUGAAUUUAACAGUCGCCGAUUUCUUUGUCGGCUGUUUCUGUGUGCUGCAGAACGGGAUCAAUAUCGUGAUGUUGCGACAAAGAUGGCCUUUCGGCUAUCGGAUGUGUCAAGUUUAUAUCUACUUAUUACACUUGUUGCCGAAUGUAUCGGCGGGGAUUUUGGUGCUCGUCUCGGUGGAGCGCUUCGUAGCCGUACUCCGCCCCCUCCGAGUCCGCCGUGCAUUCCCGAGAAAAGUGCUAAUUGCCAGCUCGGCGGCCGUCUGGAUCUCAGCCGCCCUGAUGAACCUCCCCUACUUUUUCGCCGUUAUGUACAUGGAAUUCCCCGAUGAAGGCGACGAAAAAUUAUCAGUGUGCAUUCGGGACACGCAUGCCGAAUUCUACGGGUAUAAGAUUGUGAAGAGCGUUACGACAAUUAAUUGCAUAUUUUGGUACUGCAUCCCACUCCUCAUCCUCGGCAUCAUCUACCUAACCAUUUUCGUUGUUAUCGGAAAAGCCGAUACCUGCCCUCAGAGCAACAAGCUCAUUCCAAAUGAUGAGAAACCUGGAGUAGGAAUAGCUACCGAAGAGUUCAGAGCUAGAGAUUGGCGAAGCGGAAGUACUGUGACAGUCGAGAAGAGAAAAAAGGUCGGACGACUUGCGUUUGGGAUCGUGUUGUCCUUUGCAUUACUCUCACCUCCACGAUAUUCAUAUUUGAUUUGGACGACGUGGCGCGACAAUACAGUACCCCGAUCGGUGACAAGCUGGACAAAUCUCCUGCAACCCGCCACCUUUCUGCUGAUGUUCCUCAACUCGGCGAUAAACCCAUUUCUCUACGCUUUUCUAUCUUCUCGUUUCCGAGAAUCGAUUCGAGACACCUUUUUCUGCCGGCGUGAUAUUGAUAAGCGACGCGACAUUGCCAUCGAGAUGUCGUGUCGGCUGAAUCGGCAACGAAGGCACAAUUCGGAAUACGAUACCCUAAACGACAGCCAAUACCCGAGGACCAACUCUUUUGAGCGCACCAAAUCGUUCGAUCCGGACAAAGUUUCGGUUGACAUUUCAUCG
Molecule: messenger RNA, 1239 nt
Organism: Mesorhabditis spiculigera
Lineage: Eukaryota; Metazoa; Nematoda; Chromadorea; Rhabditida; Rhabditidae
Source: the annotation of a GenBank genome assembly